UCCGUUGCUGUGGGAAACGACCCGGGACCUGCGAGGGAGGAAAAACGUUUCCCGCCGGCGGGAGCUGCAGUUGUAGUGGCCAGGGGAGCUCGGAGGCGAAGGCCCGGCGCAGGCACCAUGGCGGACCAGUUUUAUCUGGAAAAUAUAGACGAGUUCGUCACGGACCAGAACAAGAUCGUGACAUACAAAUGGCUGAGCUAUACACUAGGAGUUCAUGUUAAUCAGGCCAAACAGAUGCUGUAUGAUUAUGUUGAAAGGAAGCGAAAGGAAAAUUCAGGAGCCCAACUGCAUGUCACUUAUUUAGUGUCUGGCAAUCUCAUUCAGAAUGGACAUUCCUGCCACAAGGUUGCAGUAGUGAGAGAAGAUAAAUUGGAAGCAGUGAAGUCCAAGCUAGCUGUGACUGCCAGUGUACAUGUGUACAGCAUCCAGAAAGCCAUGCUAAAGGACAGUGGGCCUCUGUUCAAUACCGACUAUGACAUCCUUAAAAGCAACUUGCAGAACUGCAGCAAGUUUAGUGCCAUCCAGUGUGCAGCUGCCAUCGCUAGAGCUCCUGCUGAAUCCUCAUCUUCUGAAAAGUUUGAGCAGUCAGAUCUUCCGGUAUCACCUGAGACACAAGCCAGUAAUGAGUUGACCACCAAUGGUCAUGGCCCACCUAUCCCCAAACGGAGUUCCCAGCAGCCCAAAGGAAUCAUGGGCAUGUUUGCUUCUAAAGCUGCUUCUAAAGCCCAAGAUGCCAACAAGGAAACCAAAACAGAGGCUAAAGAAGUAACGAAUGCAUCUUCGGUAGGCAACAAGGCACCAGGGAAAGGGAAUGCGAUAAGCAAUUUUUUUGGAAAAGCUGCUAUGAAUAAAAUUAAAGUCAAUUUGGAUUCAGAACAAGCAGUGAAAGAAGAAAAAAAAGUGGAGCAACCUCCACUGUCUGUCACUGAACCAAAGCUGGCAGCCCCUGUGGGCCUGAAGAAAUCUAGCAAAAAAGCAGAGCCUGUUAAGAUGCAGCAAAAGGAAAAAAAAAGCAACAGGAGGAAGCAAGUGGAGUUAUCUGAUGAUGAGACAAAAGAAACUGAAAACAUGAAGAAAAAGAGGAGAAGAAUCAAACUUCCUGAGUCUGAUAGCAGUGAAGAUGAAGUCAUACCAGACUCUCCUGGGGCUUAUGAAGCUGAGUCACCAUCCCCACCUCCUCCUGCUUCUCCAUCUCCUGAACCAGUGCCGAAGACUGAGCCAGAGCCUCCUUCUGUCAAGGGCUCAAGUGGAGAAAACAAAAGAAAACGAAAACGUGUGCUAAAAUCUAAAGCCUUUGUGGACGAGGAGGGCUGCAUAGUAACUGAAAAGGUCUACGAGAGUGAAUCCUGCACAGAUAGUGAAGAAGAGCUUAAGAUGAAGACUUCCUCUGUACAUAGGCCUCCCGCCAUGACUCUGAAAAAGGAACCCAAAGAGGAACGAAAGGGCCCAAAGAAAGGAACUGCUGCUCUGGGCAAAGCCAAUAGACAAGUGUCCAUUACUGGCUUCUUCCAGAGAAAGUGAACUGCCAUCUCUGUUAGGUCCAGAGAUGUGGAGUGGUCAAGGGACAAGACCAAGACAUACAGACUCUCACUUACUGUGUAAGUUCAUCCAGUGCCUCACCUCAUCUUUAUCAAAAGACUGUUUUUCCAUCCUGUCAGGUUUAUACGGCUUCUGGUUUUCAACAAAAAGGAAAUCACCUGGAAGCAAGAGGCAAAAGAAUAUUUCAAAAGCUGUUAUCUUCCAACAUUUUUUAAGCACAAUUUUGACCUGUCCAGGAGAAGAAUUCAUUCCAAAAAUAAAUUGGAACAGGUUUCAGAAUUAUCACUGAAGCCGUUAGUGGCUAAUCCACUGUGCCCUACCCACCCUGUGCCCUUAUCCAUCCAUUUAUGGCUCAGGAAGUGAUCCUCCUUGUUCUUUUGUAUUUUGUGGACUUGUGUGGGUAUUCUUUCAUGCCUGAAUUUUACUGGAUGUGUUUACCACUUCCCCAUCCUCCCUUCCCCACUACCACACUUCUGUGUGAAGCAUUUUCUGUAAGUCUUUUAAAUCUUGGUUGGACUAAAGGCUGAAACAAAAA
Mesoplodon densirostris (Blainville's beaked whale) is the source of this 2074-nucleotide messenger RNA. It is a transcript of the gene POLD3, whose product is annotated as DNA polymerase delta 3, accessory subunit. Gene Ontology annotation, biological process: DNA strand elongation involved in DNA replication; nucleotide-excision repair, DNA gap filling; DNA replication. Bases 118 to 1521 code for a protein of 467 amino acids. Gene Ontology annotation, cellular component: delta DNA polymerase complex; nucleus. The record is from RefSeq and is a predicted model, not a curated record. The transcript has 12 exons. Lineage: Eukaryota; Metazoa; Chordata; Mammalia; Artiodactyla; Ziphiidae. Gene Ontology annotation, molecular function: DNA-directed DNA polymerase activity.